CAGUCGCCUGGGGGAGGCUGGCGGGCAGCCCGCGGUGAUGCGGUGAGACGGCGCCCCUGGAAGCCAGAACCCACUGACUUCACAAAAGGCCUCCGCCCGCCCACCCUCGCCCGCGGGCCCAGAGGACCCGCCUCUGCUGCGCCCGGCCAUCCGCCCGCCAGGCCCCGGCAGCUCGAGGCAGAAACCUCCCUGCUGCCCCCGCGCAGCGGAGUUCCGGGCGCCGCCGCCAGGCGCUGUGGAUUUCCCCUCGCGCCUCCGCGGCCGGCCUGCAGCUCGGCUGGAGGUAUAGCUCGCGGGAGCUAGAACACGGCGGUCCAUUGGCUCCGCUCUGCCCAUUGGCAGUUGCUUCCAAGCGCUCUUGGGAUUGGCUGAAGCUCCGGUCGCGGUGACCAAUCAGUGGCGUCCACACAUCCAAAAACUGAACUGAGAGCAGGAAGGGCGCCGGAGUGCUGCUGUCCCCGGAGCCCACUGCAGCGGAGACUGAGCGCAGGCCAUGUCUGGGGAUGCAACCAGGACCCUGAGGAAAGGAAGCUGUCCCCCAGGGCCGGUCCCCGAGGGAUUCAUCCGCCUCUAUAGCAUGAGGUUCUGCCCCUACUCACACAGGACUCGUCUGGUCCUCAAGGCCAAAGGCAUCAGACACGAGAUUAUCAACAUUAACCUUCGAAGCAAGCCCGACUGGUACUAUACAAAACACCCUUUUGGCCAAAUUCCUGUCCUGGAGAACAGCCAAUCUCAACUGAUCUACGAGUCCGUCAUCACUUGUGAGUACCUGGACGACACGUACCCGGGAAGGAAGCUGUUUCCAGGUGACACUUAUGAACGGGCACGCCAGAAGAUGCUAUUGGAGCUGUUUUGUAAGGUCCCGACUUUGACCAAGGAGUGUCUGGUGGCGCUGAGAUGCGGGAGAGAAAGUGCUGAUCUGAAGGCCGCGCUGUGGCAGGAGUUCAGCAACCUCGAAGAGAUUCUUGUAUAUCAGAACACCACCUUCUUCGGUGGAGACCGCAUAACCAUGAUCGAUUACCUCUUCUGGCCCUGGUUUGAGCGGCUGGAUGUGUAUGGGAUCGCUGACUGUGUGGACCACACCCCGAAGCUGCGCUUCUGGAUAGCAUCCAUGAAGCGGGACCCCACCGUCUGUGCUCUGCUCAUAGAUAAGCAAAUAUUCCUGGGCUUCUUGAACCUCUACUUCCAGAACAACCCCAAUGCCUUUGACUUUGGGCUGAUCUCCUGAGUCUCGCGGGCGCUACUUGACUGUCCAGGAUUCCUGGCAUGUUAUGAGUCUCUCUGCUUCAGGGACUGUCUUGGGGUCAGUUCAUCUCUGUUUUUUUUUUGAGAUUCUUAAUAAAAUAACAGAAAAUGG
Chinchilla lanigera (long-tailed chinchilla) is the source of this 1357-nucleotide messenger RNA. Its product is annotated as glutathione S-transferase omega-2. The transcript is spliced from 7 exons. The coding region runs from base 494 to 1228 and encodes 244 amino acids. Gene Ontology annotation, molecular function: glutathione transferase activity; glutathione dehydrogenase (ascorbate) activity. Lineage: Eukaryota; Metazoa; Chordata; Mammalia; Rodentia; Chinchillidae. The record is from RefSeq and is a predicted model, not a curated record. Gene Ontology annotation, cellular component: cytoplasm. Gene Ontology annotation, biological process: L-ascorbic acid metabolic process; glutathione metabolic process.